CAGCUGGUGCAGCGUCUAUGCAGCUGAUUGGCUGGACGGCCCUUUCGCGGAACGGAGGACCCGCCGCCGCCUCUAGGCCGAGCGAAGUCUCACUGGUGCUUCGUUGAAGGGUUGUGUGAGGCGGCCGCGAUGGGCUCCCGGGCGUCCACCCUACUUAGGGACGAGGAGAUUGAGGAGAUCAAAAAGGAGACGGGCUUUUCUCACAGUCAGAUUACUCGUCUGUACAGCCGGUUUACUAGCCUUGACAAGGGAGAAAACGGCACUCUUAGCCGUGAAGAUUUUCAACGCAUUCCAGAACUUGCCAUCAACCCGCUAGGAGACCGGAUUAUCAAUGCCUUUUUUCCAGAAGGAGAGGACCAGGUGAAUUUCCGUGGAUUUAUGAGAACUUUGGCCCACUUCCGACCCAUUGAAGAUAAUGAGAAAAGCAAAGACCAGAAUGGGCCAGAACCACUUAAUAGCCGGAGCAACAAGUUGCACUUUGCUUUUCAGCUAUAUGAUCUGGAUAAAGAUGACAAGAUUUCUCGAGAGGAGCUGCUUCAGGUGUUGCGGAUGAUGGUUGGUGUAAACAUCUCUGAUGAGCAGCUGGGCAGCAUUGCUGACAGAACAAUCCAGGAGGCCGAUCAAGAUGGUGAUAGUGCAAUCUCCUUUGCAGAGUUUGUUAAGGUUUUGGAGAAGGUGGAUGUAGAACAAAAAAUGAGCAUUCGAUUUCUUCACUGAUCAAUCAGGGUCCAUUCCUUGUUAUCCUCAUAUUUAUAAGGAAUAUAGUUUGUUUUACUCUCCUUUCUCCUGAGCAUUGCUACUGGUGCAUGUGAGGUACAUCUCCAAACCCUCCCCAGUUUGUUCCAUCAACGUGAACAUUCCUUCUGCAUCAGAACAAAGGAACGUGGCUGCAGUGCAGCUUGGAAUGGAGCAUUGAAAUGGCCUUUUCUUCACUGUUCUCUUUGCAUUGCUUUUUGAUUAUAAAUUAUUUUUCCUACUGUAGUCUUCUACCAUCUUAUGAACUCUGAAUUAGAAAGAAAGGAGGGCAAAUUCCACUGAAGAGUUGGCUGAGAGCUGAUUGAAGUAAUGUACAUCAAAAAUCUGAUUUGGUAAUACUUGUAUACUCCAUUUUGUUUGUCUUAACAGAAGCUGCCUUUUCCCUCCCUCUUAGGUUUUGUUUGAUAGGUAUCUGUCAGUCUCCGCUAAAUUUAUUAAAGUAAUAAUUCAAGGCCAAUGGUUUUGGGUUCAGGACUAAGGCUUGGAGGAUUAUAGCCUCUCAGUGUGUCAAAUGUUAUGAAUUUGUCCACAGGGACGUGGGCCAUCUGCCAAGGGUGAAACUUGCAAUGUGGUUUACUAGUAUAAGCUAUUUUAUUAGUAGAAGUUCAAUGUCUUUCGGCUAUCCCAUUCCACUAGUAGGUUUUUUGUAGAUUUAUUUUAUCUAAAAUCCUCCUUGUGCUUUUGAUCAUCUGUUUUUCAGUGAAUGUUUGCAACAUUAUUUUUGUUGUACAGCUGUAGUAAGCCUUGUUUUCUUACUAAUUUUGCAACACUUGGCCAUUUGGAAUUUUCAGUUUCCAAUAGGUAUGUCAAAGCCCAGACUGGAAGAUUGGAGAAGUACUAUUUUUAUUCCCUCAAAUUAUGUGGGAACAGUUUUUAGGAAAAUGCCUAACACACAUACAACAUGUGGCUUAAAGUGAUAUUAAAUCUAUUUUGCUCCAAGCACCCAUGCAUACAGAUUAAAUCUGAUGUUUGCUAAAGUAAAUUAUGUUGCAACUUCUAAUCAGUACAAAACUAAGGGACUGAAAACAAUGAAUGUGAUGAACUCUCCAAGCUGAGUUGUCUUGCUGUUAGUAAACAAUUUUGUUGCAUUAAAUAAUCAAAGCACCUUGGCAACAAUUUUGCAUUGUGCAACUUGAGUUUGCAGUGUUGGCUAAAAAUAUUUCUAAUUGGUGUUCAAAUGCUCUUAUCCCCUGCUACUUUCAUAUGUCAGAAUUUCUGUAAGUAUUUGCGUGCAUUUUAAUCUAGUUGACUUAAAUCUUGCACAAUCUAACAAUCUUUCAGAAUUGCACACUAUUUUACAUCUUCAACUGUACAUGGAAAUCUAUUGCUUUUUCAAACAAAUGGUUAAGUUGGAAGCAACUGGGGAACAAGAUUAAAAAGUGAUCUCUAUCAAAACAUUUUAGGAUUUUGAUCACAAUGUAACAUAGGAAUUUUAUAAUGACAAGGAAAGUGAUAGUAACACCGGGAUGUUAGAUUUUAUAGGUUGAAAUGUGCUUAUUUUCAAAUAAGCUUUCUUCCUUUGGCUCUGUAGCUGUAAUCCAGUUGUGCCUUGUCAGAUCUAUUGUAUUCAUCAACAAUCCAUGAAUAAAAUCCUUCAACCUAC
Molecule: messenger RNA, 2359 nt
Organism: Elgaria multicarinata webbii
Lineage: Eukaryota; Metazoa; Chordata; Lepidosauria; Squamata; Anguidae
Gene: CHP1
Product: calcineurin like EF-hand protein 1
Exons: 7
Coding region: 130-717 (195 amino acids)
Biological process (GO): positive regulation of sodium:proton antiporter activity
Cellular component (GO): plasma membrane
Molecular function (GO): calcium ion binding
Source: RefSeq, a predicted model, not a curated record